UUAUUCCGCCCCACAGCACACACGCCGGAACCAGCCCGCUGGUGGUUGUCGCCGUUGCACCUAGUCCUCCUUCCGUGUCACCGCUGCCGCCAUGCCUGGAGGGCUCCUUCUCGGGGACGAGGCUCCCAACUUCGAGGCCAAUACUACCAUCGGCCGCAUCCGUUUCCAUGACUAUCUGGGAGACUCAUGGGGCAUUCUCUUCUCCCACCCUCGGGACUUUACCCCAGUGUGUACCACGGAGCUUGGCAGAGCAGCAAAGCUGGCACCAGAAUUUGCCAAGAGGAACGUUAAGAUGAUUGCCCUUUCAAUAGACAGUGUUGAAGACCAUCUUGCCUGGAGCAAGGAUAUCAAUGCUUACAAUGGUGACGAGCCCACAGAAAAGUUACCUUUUCCCAUCAUUGAUGAUAAGAAUCGGGACCUUGCCAUCCAGUUGGGCAUGCUGGACCCAGCAGAGAAGGACGAAAAGGGCAUGCCUGUAACAGCUCGUGUGGUAUUUAUUUUUGGUCCUGAUAAGAAGCUAAAACUGUCCAUCCUCUACCCGGCUACCACUGGCAGGAACUUUGAUGAGAUUCUCCGAGUAAUUAUCUCUCUCCAGCUGACAGCAGAAAAGAGGGUUGCCACCCCAGUUGAUUGGAAGAAUGGAGACAGUGUGAUGGUCCUUCCAACCAUCCCUGAAGAGGAAGCCAAAAAACUUUUCCCUAAAGGAGUCUUCACCAAAGAGCUCCCAUCUGGCAAGAAAUACCUCCGCUACACCCCCCAGCCAUAGGCUCUCCACGGAGUUGGUGCUGGAGCUGCUCACUGAGCACCGUGAGCCAGAGGAUGCCAGCUGCCCAUCAUGUUUUCCUGCAGCAGUACCAUAAAAACAUCCUGGUGUGAUCACAGCCAAGGUCUUUAGGUUGCUAUACUACUGGCUUAUUAAAUGAAAAUGGCACUGAAAAUUC
Balaenoptera acutorostrata (minke whale) is the source of this 941-nucleotide messenger RNA. It is a transcript of the gene PRDX6, whose product is annotated as peroxiredoxin 6. Gene Ontology annotation, biological process: cellular oxidant detoxification; cell redox homeostasis. The coding region runs from base 92 to 766 and encodes 224 amino acids. Gene Ontology annotation, cellular component: mitochondrion; cytosol. Lineage: Eukaryota; Metazoa; Chordata; Mammalia; Artiodactyla; Balaenopteridae. Gene Ontology annotation, molecular function: peroxiredoxin activity. The record is from RefSeq and is a predicted model, not a curated record. The transcript has 5 exons.